This is a messenger RNA of Cylicocyclus nassatus, 751 nucleotides long. The record is from the annotation of a GenBank genome assembly. NCBI's taxonomy places the organism in Eukaryota, Metazoa, Nematoda, Chromadorea, Rhabditida, Strongylidae.
CUCAAUGAAUGCAACUUCCAGCGACAUAUGGCAUGCUUGCUUUAUGUCUUACUUGUAUAUAGCUAUAGGAAUUUUCUCUACUGUCUGCUCAGUUUUCAGCAUAUUGGUGAUUUGUUCAAAGAGGAAUAUGUUCAAAAAGUACCCAAACCUUCUUGCCUUGAACAUGUGCGAACUAAUAGAUGCAAUUAGCUACAUUUUGACUGGAUUCGGAAGAGCUAGUGGAAUCGAAGAUUUGUCUUUGUUCAACGAUACAACAGUUUAUGACUGCUUUUUCAGGAAAUACUGGCCGCAUGCUCUUAUUCUCGGAACACAGCUACCUGCUUUUUGUUUAUUGCUUGUGACGUGUGAGCGUCUUUUAACGGUGUUUCGACCAAUGCUUCGCUCGAAGAUUGUGGCAAUGAAAAGUCGUUUAUUACUGUUUGUUCCUAUUGCAGGGUUGACACGUCACCGUACCGGAUUUAUCACACGGUCGCUCAUGCUUUGGACUGCCAUUUCUGCAUUGUCUACACUCUUUGUUUCGCUCCCAUCAGCACUAAUGCUCGGCACUAUAUGGAUUGACAAGGAUUAUGUUAACGACGAUGUAAUUGUGUCUCUAGUCUACAUCACUCCAGGAGUCUUCUCCGUUGUAGGCACUGUGACUAUAUUUGCAAUAGUGAAAGACUUGCGACAAAGAAUAAAUUCCGUUUUGCAAUCAUGCUCAACUUGCCUGAAACGCGUGCUUCAUCGGGCCGCUUUUAGCUACCAGUUAUAG